AUGUCUGCCGAACCAGUGGACCCGUCCUGCCUCUUCCAAUCGGCUAACGAACGCCCUGAACCAAUCAGUGCUGAGGUAAGAGGUACCAUUCCCACCUGGCUAACGGGAGCUUUGGUUCGGGUUGGACCUGGCAGAUUUGAGUGCGGUGAUACCCCGCUAAAUCACUGGUUUGAUGGCCAAGGACUUCUCCAUCGCUUUCACAUAGAAGCCGGUCAAGUGACAUACAGCAGCAAGUUUGUGCGAAGCGACAGUUAUGCCGAUUCCCUAGAACACGGAAUCUCGUGUCAUCUAGAGUUUGGAACGUUUGUUCCUCCAGACCCGUGCCAAAACAUCUUUACUCGCUUCUUCUCGCGGUUUUGGGGAGAAGAAGUUGCUCAUGAUAAUACCCUUGUCAACGUGUUUAUGAUGAAAGAAAAAAUGUAUGCAACGAGCGAAAGCAACUUUAUUUAUGAGAUCGAUCCUAUUACCCUGAACACCUUGAAGAGAGUGGACAUCGCAGACCUUCCAGGUAUUGACUAUCUCCGGUUUGCUAUAAGUGAUUUUUUGUUAAAGGCGCUAGCUACACCGUUGGUUUUGUCCUGUUACAGUGUGUUGUAAAAAAUGUUACUCAUGCAUACCUUGUUAGACUUGUUAUUUUCUUGAUAUCUUUUUUGCUUCUUCAACCUUUGGCCAUUUCCCAAAGGUAAAAGCUUAAUUAAUACAGGUCUGAGCGUCUUUUGGAUCUUCACGCUUAAGAAUUGUUGAAAGGCUGCUUCAAUUUUGAUUUGCUUUGAGAAGACUGUUUUCGAUUUUUAGGAUUGUGAAAACAAAAUCUGUGGUGACUGUAGCGACAUAUUUUGUUGAACAUUAUAUUUAGACAAAUGGUCGUUUUAUCUCAAAGGGGGUUUGUCCCGCUAUUUGCUAUCUUUUCAAAAACUAAACGUUUUUCGCGCGACUAGAACUCCAAAAAAUAAUGGUCUAGUUAGUUGAAACUGUUUCCUGCCUUCUGUGUUGCUAGGGAUCAUGGCAAGGAUUGACAUGGACUGAAACUUGAUAAAGUUGUGCCGAGUUAUUCAUCUUUUAAAUGCUAUGCCUACAAAAACUAUCAAAAAGAUAUUCAUGGUUAUUUGUUCUUUGUGAUGAAAUUGUUUGAAAUCUUCUUCAUAACAUUUCGGAAGCAUUCUUUGUAAGGGUAAAAACACUGAAAGAUGACUUCAGCAAAGAAUUGAUUUAAAUCAUCAAUAUCUUGGUGACACAGCCGGCCUUUAAAUAAAAUGUUUUUGUUCCUCCUACAGGUGAUGCUACGAUAAAUUCAGCAAAAGCUCAUCCACAAGUGACCCAGGAUGGUUCAGUGAUCAACAUCUCCGUGACGUAUGGCAGAAACUCAGCUUACAAAAUCAUCCAGAUACCACCUUCCUCGGGGAAUGCGGGCGAGGAGCCUCUAGAGGGUGGAAAAGUGCUUUGCUCAAUCCCGCCCAAAAGUGGUUUAGGGUACUUUCAUAGCUUCUGCCUCACAGAUAAUUAUAUUGUUCUCACCGAACAACCCCUUAUGAUCGACAUAUGGAAAGUUCUCGGGCAUCGAUUUUCUGCUUCUAGUUUUGAACAAUGGCUUUAUUGGGAUGCAAACCAGCUGGUCAGAUUUCACAUUAUCGACAGGAAAGAUGGCAACCGUGUCGGUGUCUUCACAGCCGAACCAUUCUUCGUGUUCCACCACAUCAACGCAUUUGAAAGAGAUGAUAAAAUUUUUCUUGAUGCCUGCUGUUACUAUGACAACUCGAUUAUAAAACAGUUGUACCUUCAUAACUUGCGAUCCCCCGCAGAACCAGGCCAUAAAAAAUUAGACGUCCCAGAUAUACGCCGUUAUGAGAUUCCUUUGGGAGAUCUUGGAGAUGUUAGUGCAGAGAAAGCCCUACGCAAGGGAGUAGACGGGUUAGAUUAUUCUUUGCUGUAUGCAGGACUUGAGUUGCCGAGAAUAAAUUACGAAGAGUACAACGGUAAACCAUACAGGUGGGUGGAAGAUUCUCGGUUUUAUUCGGUAGAAAAAAAAAAGAUAAAUAAAAAACCGGCCACACCCUUUUCAGCAUACCUAAGAGUGUUGACACGUGAACUGUCUUCGAAUGAUAAUCGUGGCGAUGUUUAUGCAGCGUUCAUACCUUAGUAUAGUGCUUAAACUUCAAGAUGGAUUAGAAAGUGGUCUCCAUGUUUUCGCGCAAUUAAAAAGUAAAGUAUUUUUUAAUGAUCUACCUUUACUAUUACCAAACUGAAACAUGAUUGUUUUCUUUCAUACCGUCAGGUUUGUGUAUGGCAUGGGAAUAUUCGGAAAUGCGCUAUUUGAAAAGCUCAUAAAACUUAAUGUGGAGACCAAGGAGUUUGUAACAUGGGAGGAGUCGGGUGGGUUUACUUCAGAGCCUGUGUUCGUCAAAGCGCCUGAUGGGAAGGCGGAGGAUGAUGGCGUCAUCUUGUCAUGCGUGAUCAACGUCCAAGAAAAGACUACCUCUCUGUUGGUACUGGAUGCCAAAGAAUUUAAGGAGCUUGGUCGAGCCGAGAUUAAGGGGGUUACCCCAGCAACAAUACAUGGCUUAUUUCAGUAG
Molecule: messenger RNA, 2570 nt
Organism: Porites lobata
Lineage: Eukaryota; Metazoa; Cnidaria; Anthozoa; Scleractinia; Poritidae
Source: the annotation of a GenBank genome assembly